AUGCGAGAGGCUGGGAUGUGGAGCUGUCCUCAAAGGCGCACGCCCGCGAAGGCACGCAUGAUCGUUCUAUUCUACGAUCGCGCGGCUCGCAUGCUGCAGCCCAUUAGCGACGCGGCCAGCCGCGCUGCUGACUGGCAGCUGGAGGAGUGGCGCCUCGGCUGGAGGUGCUGCGGGACGACUGUCUCCUCCUUCGGUUGCGUGUGGAUAUUUUGUGACUGA
This is a messenger RNA of Emiliania huxleyi CCMP1516, 219 nucleotides long. RefSeq lists its product as hypothetical. The transcript is spliced from 3 exons. Bases 1 to 219 code for a protein of 72 amino acids. The record is from RefSeq and is a predicted model, not a curated record. Lineage: Eukaryota; Haptophyta; Isochrysidales; Noelaerhabdaceae.